Macaca mulatta (Rhesus monkey) is the source of this 7546-nucleotide messenger RNA. Lineage: Eukaryota; Metazoa; Chordata; Mammalia; Primates; Cercopithecidae. The record is from RefSeq and is a predicted model, not a curated record.
AUAGGAAUCCCAGGAAAUUCUAGAUUGUGCUGGGCUCUGCUGGUCUGGAUUCGCCUCACAAAUUCUGAGAACCUGCCCAGAUCAUUUCAGAUGUUGCUACAAUUUAGCUCGAUUCCGGAAAUGUGUUUUGAGCUGUUAGGGUAUGUGAGGGAUUGUGGUAGGUGUUGCAAAGGGUUCAGAAAAAAUUGCUCGCCUAACAGAUCAAAGCAGCCAACUCCAGCUUCUACUUUCCUUCAGGAGCCCCCACAGCCGCAAUGAUAAGGUCUCCACUGAGUGUGACAUUCGGAGCCCUGGGUCUGGUUUGAGUCUCUCUCUAGCUGCCAUCCUGCUGCUAUGCCCUCUGCGUGCCCUGUGUGCCAGCCACCAGCGUUCUCACCAUUCCCAUACUCUGAGGCUGGCCCGGUGGCCACGCCUUGCUUACACCCUUCCCUCUGCCUGGGUGCCCUGCCCUUCCUGAUGAAAUCUUGCCUGUUUCUUAAGAACUAAAAGUACCAUGGGCGGACGUGGGAUGGAAUAUUCAAACCUCACAUAGGGUUGGACGUGGUUCCUCUCCAGAACCAUCAUUCCCUUCUCCAGGCAACCACUGUGUGGGACCAUGCUGGACUCCUUGUUUGUUUGUUUGUUUGUUUGUUUGUUUUUGAGGCGGAGACUCACUCUGUCGCUCAGGCUAGUGGAAUCGGCUCUUCUUGCCUUUGUCACUUUAUAGCAUUUCUUGGAGAUUGUUUCAUAUCUGUACAGUUUGAACUGGCUUAUUAUAGUAUUUUUGAAGGCCACAUGGUAUUCCCUUAUGUAACAACACCGUAAUUUAUUUAACCAGUUCGCCUUGUUUGCAGGCAUCGAGGUUGUCCCCACUCUUGGGCUCUUACAGUGCAAAGGAGUCUCUUUAAAGCCUACCUCUGACGUCUCGUCCCCCUUUCUGCCUGCCUCUGAAAUGUGUUGGCUGGGUCACUGCACUCUGUAUGGGACCUCCCAGGGCAGGGAUUGUGCUACACCUGCCUUCUCCUUUCCAUGCCUGUCACAUGUGCUGACUACCCAGUUGCCCAUGCGCUUUUGGUGCUUCUGCUGCCUCUCUGAGCCCUGGCUCCUUGUCGGGACUCUGCUGGGGAUGGAGCUGGAGAGAGCUGGGCCGCCCCAUCUUUGCCUCGUUCUGGCUUCCUGCUUUGUGCAGAGCUGUGUCUGGAUGGGCUGAUGUGUUCCCAUGGCGACAGACUUCCACAGUUUCAUUCUUACCGGCCUCCUCCUACUUCACCAGAGGGAUGGGCCAUCAUAUAGCCAGGCCCUUAUUGACAGAAUUUAGCUCGUUUCUCUUUAAACACGUUUGAGAGGAUGGCCGCUUGGGCGUCCAUUGCCGAGAAGAGGAUCUGGAUUCCCGGCCUCCCCCAUGAAACUGCUAGCAGUAGCUGCUGUUGAUUGAGCACUCACCUGGAUGAGCGAGGCAGCGUGCAAAGGACUUGGGCUCUGUUUUCAUCAGAUACAGUAACCUUGUGAGGCAAGCACUGUUUUCCCUGCUGUACAGAGAGAGAAACUGAGGCUCUGAGAGUAACUUGGCAAAGGCCACUCAAACAAUGUAUUUCAAGAGCUGGGAUUCCAACUCAGUUGUGCUUGACUCAGGAUCUGAGCCUCUGUAGCUACUGAACUCACCUGGCUUCCUAGAGAGGAUGGAAAUGGGGGAGGAGGUAACGGGCAGCUCACCUCCCAGGCCUUGUGCCUAAGGCUGGCUGCCUGAGAGCUGAAUUGGGGUUCACACACAGAAAGAUGAUGGCUGCCAUUAGGCCUCCUCCACUGAGGAGACACAAAAGGCUGCUUUGAAAGGCAAAUCCAGGAGCACCUCUCUGGCCUGUUCCUGAACCCAGCUGCCUGGCCAGAACUUGCAGGAGUGGUCUGAAACUCUUUCCUUGAACAGACCACAGUUGGUCAGAACGUGUCACUUCUAGAUUGAUGUGGUGUUGAACCUGUGCACCAGAUCUCUCAAUGAGACCUGGGAAUCUUCAGCCUCCCCUGGGCUCUCUUCCUGAACAGUCAAGCUUUGGAACAUGUAUUGAUUUCCCUCCUCCCCUUCUCUGCUUUUGCACUUUGGAUGAACCUUGUUUUCGAAGAACAGUAGAAGGGAGUUGACCACACUUGGCCAUUUCCCAGAACGGCCCCACCCCAAGGGUGAGCGGCCAAUGAGGAGCUGUUUCUGCUGACAUCAGUUUCCCAGGAGGUACCCAGCCCAAGUCUGCCCAAGUGAAGAUGGCUGAUACCCACCCUGGGAUGGAGCCCAGCGCCUGAGGCCCUUAUCAUGGUGAUGGUCCUAAGUGAAAGCCUCAGCACCCCGGGAGCUGACUCCAUCGCAUGUGGGACCUUCAGCCCUGAACUGCACACGCCAAAGAAGAUGAGUCAAGGACCUACACUUUUCUCUUGUGGAAUUAUGGAAAAUGACAGAUGGCGAGACCUGGACAGGAAAUGCCCUCUUCAGAUUGACCAACCGAGCACCAGCAUCUGGGAAUGCCUGCCUGAAAAGGACAACUCACUAUGGCACCGGGAGGCAGUGACCGCCUGUGCUGUGACCAGUCUGAUCAAAGACCUCAGCAUCAGCGACCACAACGGGAACCCCUCAGCACCCCCUAGCAAGCGUCAGUGCCGCUCACUGUCCUUUUCCGAUGAGAUGUCCAGCUGCCGGACAUCAUGGAGGCCCCUGGGCUCCAAAGUCUGGACUCCUGUGGAAAAGAGACGCUGCUACAGUGGGGGCAGCGUCCAGCGCUAUUCCAACGGCUUCAGCACCAUGCAGAGGAGCUCCAGCUUCAGCCUCCCUUCCCGGGCCAACGUGCUCUCCUCACCCUGCGACCAGGCAGGACUCCACCAUCGAUUUGGAGGGCAGCCCUGCCAAGGGGUGCCAGGCUCAGCCCCGGGUGGACAGGCAGGUGACACCUGGAACCCUGACCCGCACCCCAUGGGAGGGGGCCGGCUGGACCUGCAACGGUCCCUCUCUUGCUCACAUGAGCAGUUUUCCUUUGUGGAAUACUGUCCUCCCUCAGCCAACAGCACACCUGCCUCCACGCCAGAGCUGGCAAGACGCUCCAGCGGCCUUUCCCGCAGCCGCUCCCAGCCGUGUGUCCUUAACGAUAAGAAGGUCGGUGUUAAAAGGCGGCGCCCUGAAGAAGUGCAAGAGCAGAGGCCUUCUCUAGACCUUGCCAAGAUGGCACAGAACUGUCAGACCUUCAGCAGCCUCAGCUGCCUGAGCGCAGGGACAGAGGACUGCGGUCCCCAGAGCCCCUUCGCCCGCCACGUCAGCAACACCAGGGCCUGGACCGCCCUGCUCUCAGCCUCCGGCCCAGGGGGCAGGACCCCCGCUGGGACCCCGGUCCCUGAACCUCUUCCCUCUUCCUUCGACGACCACCUCGCCUGCCAGGAGGACCUGUCCUGUGAGGAGUCAGACGGCUGUGCCCUGGAUGAGGAUUGCGGCAGGAGAGCAGAGCCAGCCGCAGCCUGGCGGGACCGCGGGGUCCCCGGGAACAGCCUCUGCUCCCUGGAUGGCGAGUUGGACAUCGAGCAGAUAGAGAAGAACUGAGGGGACGUGUGGGCCCAGGCAGGGCUGGGGUGCGCUGGCAUCGACAGCCCUCCCUUUGGGCACUAGGUGGGCCCUGGAAGGGAAGCCCAACUCGUGGGCCUGAUGAAAGUUUCCUGAGUGGGGUGUCGGGUCCCAGAGAGGGAGCCCACCCGCUGCCUUGGGGAGAGCCUGGCCUGGCCGCGUCACACAGUGGGUGUGUCAGCCUCUCACCGGCUCCCCGAGUGUGGCAGCCACCAGGUCCACAGAACUACUGCAGCCCAGAGGACAGCCUUGGAGUUUGCGUCUUUUCUGCCUCUCUUCCCCUGGGAUGUUGGGCGGUCUCUGUUGUCCCCGGCAGAGCUGGGCACCGCUCUGUAUCCCCCUGGUGGGGGCUGUCAGGGGGGGCCUGGGUUGGGGGCCAGGGGCCAUCUGCUGUGUCAGGGCCCUUCUUGGCCUCGCUCAGGUUCACUUUUGGAGAGCCGGUCCCGCAGCUUCUUUCACUCAGUUUUACUCCGUGCCUUCUCUCCCAGGUCUCCCUGCUUCAGGCUUGGGAAGGUUCGGGAGAUGCUUCCUUCUGUAACACCAGAACCAUUUGGCCUUAAUUCCAAUGUGAGAGACAGAAUCCCUGGGGUGCUGGACUGGCCCCCCAGAGGGUAAGCCCAUGUCCGGAGUCUCGGGCCCAAGGAACAGUUUGGAGGGGUGCAUGUUAGGGCCUUCCAUGUUGGGCAGAAAUUUGGUGGGUCUGUUUUCUGAACGGACUCUCUUGCCUCUCCUGCAGCAUGGAGAGCCUGACCCCAUCGCUCUGCCACCGCUGGGGCAGGGUUAGCAGAUGGCAGCCCUUCUCUGUGGUUGACUGGUCGCUGAGUGAUAAGUGUGGUUGGUUCUGGUGAGUGUAGGGAUGGCACGAUACCAGGGCAGCCUCUUGAAAAUGGCCUUGGGAGACAGGAGCUGGGGGCAGGUGGACAGCUGCAGGCCCUGUGCCCAUUCAGGGGUGAAGGGCGUCCGCUGACCAAUCUGCAGAGGCCCUGCAGGAUUCCACGCGCCUCCCAUUUGUCCUUGAGGACUGCUGGCUAUAACCAGGGCACACCACCCACCUCAAGACAAACCCCCACCCUUGUCAGCUUAGGGGGAGCCCAGUCCUGAGGGCUGCAUCUCUGUCGUAGGCCCAGCCAUGGGCACAAAGCUGGACGGAUACUCCCCGCCCCUACCCCGCCCUGGCUUCUCACCCUGGGGCAUCCAAGGAGCCUAGCCCCCUGAGGGUUUGCUGUCCUCUCCGGGUUUGUAGCUGCUCUCCCGCCACCUUGCAGACACCACCACAUGGGCUCUGCUCUAUGGGAAUCUGGCUUUUAGUGAAUUUGGCGUCUUCUGCAGACAAUAGCAAUUGGGCUGGCUUAGGAGUAAGUGGCUCAUUUUCCCAUAAGGCUAAAAAUAACUGGUGUGCUCCCUCGCGUUAGCUGACAUGCGUUAAAAGCACUUUUGUAGUCAUUUUGCUUUUACUCGUCUUCCAUGGACGAGUGAACGCCUUGCUUCUGCAGGUCGAGUCCAGAUGCUUCUCGCCUUUCUCCUCAAGAAAGCUGCUUUUUGGGAAACCUUGUUUAAACCUUCUUUUUUUUUACUACAUCAAAAGGGUGGUGGUUCAAGUUCCCAAUAUGUGGGUGGCACUUCUUACAAAUCAGCUCUAAGAAGCUGGCAGAAAGCCCCCAGCUCCACGGCCCUGAGAGAUGCUGUUGCCAUCCCAGGGUGGGUGGCACAUGGGGGUAUGCCGGGCACUGGGCAGGUCCCAGAGCGGGGGAACCAGCUCGCCUCUGGUCGCUGUAGCUCCUGCCAGAGGCACAUCUCCUUGUGAUCCUGGACAGCCAAACCCAAGAACUGGUGGCUCUGAGCAGAGAUACCUUGGCCUGUCCCUGCCUGGGGGUCAUGGAGACCAUGUCUUCUUAGAGCAAAUUCUUCUUAGAGGAGACCGGGGCAGUGGCUGGGUGAAUGUGGAGAGCACAUGGCCAUGCCUCACUCCCAGAGUAUCACCGGGCACGGGAGGUCCUGGCGUCACCCAGCCGGUGUGGCCACCGAGGGCACACAGCCUCUAAAGCAGGCCUUCCUGUGGAAGGCAGAGGCAGUGAGGGAGGCGGACGGUGCCAGCCGAGGCUAAGGCGUGCAGCAGCCCCCAGCUACCUUUGCUUAGGGUAGAGGUGGGAGGCACAUGGUGACAGGUAUGUGUCAUGGGACUGGGGUGUGGGUGACCUGCCCUCAAACCCUGCCUGCCACCUCCCCACUCAGGCCUGGUGGCAGGGAGGGACAAGCUGUGGAGCUGGCCAAGUCACAGCCACCUCCCCACCUCCCUGCAAGCUGGUCCCAUUGACCAGCAAGCCCAGCCUCCGGGCGCUUAGGCAGAAAUGGCCCAGCCUCCUCAGACCCCACCUGCCUGUCCUGUGCCACUGCCGCCCCUAGCCCAGCUGCCUGUCCUGGGCCACCACCGCUCCUAGCCCGAGCCCACCACGCAGCAAUCGGGAGAAGAUGGUGGCUGUCCCUUCUGCUUAGAGAAAGAAAUGGCCUUCAGCUGGUUUCGUGUUUGUCUCUUGACUGGAGAGAGUAGACCCUGUCUAUAAGGUGCCACCCCAUCAUCCAAGCCGCCACACAGCCCAGAGCGGCCUGUUCCUGCACUCCACCCUGCUGGCCCCAGGACUUCUGAUCUCAGUCCUCUGGGAGGGAGGCUUGCCCAGGAGGUGCCCCCCACGUUGGUGUCCCCACGGGCAGCAGGCAGACAGCUCACCCCCACUAGCAUGAGGGCCCCAGCUGGGGGCAGCGGCAGGAGCCUCGCUUUUGUCACAGCCUUGCCCACGAACCCUGCCUCUGAGGGGAGACCAAGGAAGGCCAGAGCCAGGAGCAAGCCGUGCCAGGCCAUCUGCCUGCUCGUGGGCCCUGAAGAGCGAGCUAAGCCUACAGGAAAGCCGAGUGGGAGGAGGGGCUUAGCGCCACGUGCAUCCCACUCAUUUCAAAGCCACCAAACUGCCAGGGGCUGCCGUCCACCUGUGGGGCCUGGGGGCCGGGACCACAGCCUCGCCAUUUUCGUUGCCACACCCUCUUGCCUUACUCACGGUGGAGGCCAGAGUUGCACGGACAGACGUGCAUCUAGGCCCACGGGGAGCUUGUUCUGACCAGACGUACAGAUUUUCAUUAUCAGAAAGCCUUACUUUUCAACCAAACUUUUGUAGCCAGUUUUGUGAAUUUGUACACUGAAAGAAAAUUUAAAUAAAGGGGAAGUCUACAUUAAAAAGAAAACAAACCCCAACUUCCAAAUGGGUCUCCUGGUGCAGGGGCGUGAGUGGCCAUGCACUGGGUGUGCUGCCUGUCUGAGCAAGCUCCCCUAGCUGCGGGACCCCUGGGCCCCUGCUGCGGGCUCGGCCGUGGUGUCAUGCCUGCUGCACCCCCGUUUCCACUGACGUGCCGUCUGUGACUAUUGGGGGGUGGUCACUUGAAUGAUGGUCAUUCCAGACGUCAGCCGGCAGGGAUGCAGCAGGCUGGCCGCGCACCCCGAUCAGGCACCCUGGCCCCACACUGGCAAUGAUGCCGCACCUUGCCAUGUCCACGCUGUUGGUCAAACCCCUCUGUCAUGCCUCUUUAAAGAGAAAAGAGAAAGGUUUUGUUUUGUUUUGUUUUUUAAUGGCAGAACGAAGUGGAGAUCUUGUAGCCUAGAUAGGAUAGUCUGACCUAGCGUAGUCUUUUUGGCAAAUGAUUUGUGUUUUCAGUGCGUGGGGAAGCUGUCCUGGGGGCUUGGGUGACAGAUAGCACAUAGGCUGUUUCUGGGGUUGCAGGAGCUUCCCUGAGCUGGAUGUUGUGGGUGUUGCAGAGCUUCAGGAAGUGUGGCGACCAGAAAGCGUAGAUCCGGGGCCCAGGGCCUGCCUGCCCCUGCAGCCUGGCCUCCCCGCACAGGCCGUGGCUUGCGCUCCAGCCGCUCUAGUCUCUCAGGAAUUUGCUUGUUACUUUUACUGUGUAAAUAAAGCUUCCUGGUUCAAUACCCAA